Molecule: messenger RNA, 1172 nt
Organism: Pan troglodytes (chimpanzee)
Lineage: Eukaryota; Metazoa; Chordata; Mammalia; Primates; Hominidae
Gene: OR6K6
Product: olfactory receptor family 6 subfamily K member 6
Exons: 1
Coding region: 97-1128 (343 amino acids)
Biological process (GO): G protein-coupled receptor signaling pathway
Cellular component (GO): membrane
Molecular function (GO): G protein-coupled receptor activity; olfactory receptor activity
Source: RefSeq, a predicted model, not a curated record
CAGAUGAUUUUGGCAUGGAGGUAAAGCUUAAGAGAGAUUUCUAACUGGUUUCUUCAGGAUUCCAGAAUCAGCUUGAGUAACUCAUUACAGAAAGGAAUGAAGCAAUAUUCAGUGGGUAAUCAACAUUCCAAUUAUAGGAGUCUCUUGUUUCCUUUUCUGUGUUCACAGAUGACACAGUUGACGGCCAGUGGGAAUCAGACAAUGGUGACUGAGUUCCUCUUCUCUAUGUUCCCGCAUCCGCACAGAGGUGGCCUCUUAUUCUUUAUUCCCUUGCUUCUCAUCUACGGAUUUAUCCUAACUGGAAACCUAAUAAUGUUCAUUGUCAUCCAGGUGGACAUGGCCCUGCACACCCCUUUGUAUUUCUUUAUCAAUGUCCUCUCCUUCCUGGAGAUCUGCUAUACCACAACCACCAUCCCCAAGAUGCUGUCCUGCCUAAUCAGUGAGCAGAAGAGCAUCUCCGUGGCUGGCUGCCUCCUGCAGAUGUACUUUUUCCACUCACUUGGUAUCACAGAAAGCUGUGUCCUGACAGCAAUGGCCAUUGACAGGUACAUAGCUAUCUGCAAUCCACUCCGUUACCCAACCAUCAUGAUUCCCAAACUUUGUAUCCAGCUGACAGUUGGAUCCUGCUUUUGUGGCUUCCUCCUUGUGCUUCCUGAGAUUGCAUGGAUUUCCACCAUGCCUUUCUGUGGCUCCAAACAGAUCCACCAGAUAUUCUGUGAUUUCACACCUGUGCUGAGCUUGGCCUGCACAGAUACAUCCCUAGUGGUCAUUGUGGAUGCCAUCCAUGCAGCGGAAAUUGUAGCCUCCUUCCUGGUCAUUGCUCUAUCCUACAUCCGGAUUAUUAUAGUGAUUCUGGGAAUGCACUCAGCUGAAGGUCGUCACAAGGCCUUUUCCACCUGUGCUGCUCACCUUGCUGUGUUCUUGCUAUUUUUUGGCAGUGUGGCUGUCAUGUAUUUGAGAUUCUCAGCCACCUACUCAGUGUUUUGGGACACAGCAAUUGCUGUCACUUUUGUUAUCCUUGCUCCCUUUUUCAACCCCAUCAUCUAUAGCCUGAGAAACAAGGACAUGAAAGAGGCUAUUGGAAGGCUUUUCCACUAUCAGAAGAGGGCUGGUUGGGCUGGGAAAUAGAUACAGAUCCUGGAGACUCUAAAAAGCCUCUUGGAAGAGCAAAA